Molecule: messenger RNA, 795 nt
Organism: Dentiscutata erythropus
Lineage: Eukaryota; Fungi; Glomeromycota; Glomeromycetes; Diversisporales; Gigasporaceae
Source: the annotation of a GenBank genome assembly
AUGCUCUUAAAGAUAUUCACCUCAAUCGGUUUUAUUUUGCUUACUUUAAUUAAUCAUGCAAUUGCUGGUGAUCCUUAUGCUCUUCCAAACACGACUUAUACAACUACUCCUAGUUAUUUCGACAACAUACAAGUUAAAUUUUACGUUUUUUAUAUAUAUAACGCGACACCCGCACCAGCAAUAUCUCGUGUAAAUCCUAUUUAUGUAUUUCUUAAAGAUACUAAUGAUAAUAUGGCUAACACUCUACAACCAAACAUUAUCGAUUUAAUUCCUGGUGAUGAUGGAUAUUCUGAUCUUAAAAGAGUAAACGUUGUAACCGGUUUAACAAAUAGUUCCGGUACAAUUACGUCAUAUGAUAGUCUAAAAAAUCUUAGUAACAACGUAAAAAUUACAGAAACUGAUAUCUAUGUCAACAUUCCAGUUGUUGGACUUUCUGCAAAAUUGGAGAAUCCUGCUGACGGUCCAGAAAUGUUUGGUUACUAUAAAGGUGUUCAAUUUCAUUGUUUUAAUUUCGGUAUUAACCCAGCUGGUAACGCUACCGCACCUAUAUACCACGUGUAUUCAAGUAAUGGUACUUUAUUAGCAACUCUUCCUAGUACAAUUCCAGGAUUAAGCAAUUAUACUGGAAUUUGGACCAUUUAUGAUAGUACCUCUAAUGUUACUUUUCCAAUAACUUCAUUUAAUCAAGUCUCAAAUCUUGAAAAUACUUAUGAUGGUACGGUUGUAAAUUGUCCAAUUUCCUUAACUUCUAUAACUUCAACUUCUGGACCUAUUAAAAAGAGAUCACGAAAAUGA